AUGGACGUGCAACCCCAAGAGGUUCCGUCCGGUUCCGGUUCAACCGCGGGGAUCGCCUCGAGGAAGCGUGGUAACACAGCAAGCGAGAGCGAGGACACCGAGCUGUACUCCGCAUCAGGCGAUGAGUCCUCCGAAGACGGCUUUCAACCUCUGUUGUACCGCAAGGCCAAACGAAGAAUCAUCAACGCAUCGUCGGCGUCAAGCACAACCACUGUGAAAACUGCGCCCCAGCGUUGGCCCCACUCCAUCCUGUUUGUGCCACAGAACGCUAUCGACAAUCUGCGUGUCCUCAACAGCCGAGGUACUGCCCAGGUUUCUACCAGCAGUAAUGACUACCGUAUCGUCCUGCCCCGUCUUCCAACUGGUAAGCUCGUCGCUGACUCCGUUUUCCUGCAUGCAGACCUUGCUGGCCGCCCAUACCGAGCGCAGGACUUUCGAGAUGCCCUCCGGAAUAUCAUAGACCUUGCUGAUAUAACCUCGAUCGGGCAAUUUCAAAUGUCACAUGUCUGGAUGGUGACUUGCAGGACUGCGCUAUCUAAAGUGAAGAUAGUAACCUGUGGUGAAUUAUUUGUUCGAGGACGAAGAUGCGUCGUUAUAGACCCUGAACCCACGGAAGUUAAAAUGAAGCUGUUAUGGCUCCCUGAACGCCUGGAAGAUAUUUAUGUGCACGAAGCCUUUCAGCCUUUCGGAAAGAUCAAGUCGAUUUCAGCGGAAACUUGGAGGGUGUCAGAAAUGGAACAGAUGAGGACCCUUAACCGAGACGUUGUACUGGCACUUGGUGACGGAGUCUGUGUCUCCGACAUCCCACAUCUGCUCUCAGUUUGUGGUCUACAAAGCCUAGUGCUGAUUCCCGGCAGGCCACCUUUAUGCCUUCGUUGCAACAAAGUAGGACAUAUUCGUCGACACUGCAGGACACCACGCUGCGAAGAUUGUCGGCGGUUUGGACACACGGCUGAAGAAUGUGUGGCGACGUAUGCCAAUAAAUUACGACAUCGCAUGCGACCACCUGAAGAUUCGUUUCCAGAACAUAUCAUGGACGCUACGGAAGUCCUCGAUGCAACGGGAGACCUUCCACAUGCUGCCGUCGCUGAGCCCUGUGCUGUUGACAAGGACGCAGCUAGUGACUGUGCUGGAGCGGAGAACUCUAAACAAGCGUCAAACACCGUAGAUGUGACAGACAGCGGAGAGAAGGAAGCAGUACCUGCACAUGAGUCAGUAUUGACACAAAAGGAAAGCCUCUGA
Messenger RNA from Rhipicephalus sanguineus (brown dog tick), 1242 nucleotides. RefSeq lists its product as uncharacterized. NCBI's taxonomy places the organism in Eukaryota, Metazoa, Arthropoda, Arachnida, Ixodida, Ixodidae. Gene Ontology annotation, molecular function: nucleic acid binding; zinc ion binding. The coding region runs from base 1 to 1242 and encodes 413 amino acids. The record is from RefSeq and is a predicted model, not a curated record. The transcript is spliced from 2 exons.